Molecule: messenger RNA, 993 nt
Organism: Geodia barretti
Lineage: Eukaryota; Metazoa; Porifera; Demospongiae; Tetractinellida; Geodiidae
Source: the annotation of a GenBank genome assembly
GCCCCUAGUGCGCGCCCUAGUGCGCGCAUGGUUGAAAGGUGUAGCUGCACUCCCCGUGGCAAUGUCGUCUCUCAGGUUCGUCAUCUUCCUCGGCACCGUCCGUGACGGCAACUUCGGCCAGAGAGCCGCCAAGUUAUGGUGAAGAAGCUGGAGGCGCGCGGCCACCAGACUACGUUGCUUGAUCCUGAUGUUCUGGAUCUGCCUCUGCUCAAGAAGCCACUCCACUUCUACAAGGACCGGAGCCAGGCACCCAAGGUCCUCCAGGAGACCAACCAAGCAAUCGUGGAUGCCGAUGCCUUUGUCAUAAUCUCAGCAGAGUACAAUCACUGCAUGCCACCGGCUCUCACAAACAUGAUGGAUCAUUUCCCAAUAGCCUCCUACAAGUACCGGCCCUCGGGGAUUGUCUGCUAUUCCAUGGGGUCAUUCGGAGGUGUUCGUGCCGCCAUGCAGUGUCGCAUGUUGCUCGGAGAGCUAGCAACGCCGAGUGUGGGCCCACUUUUGCAAUUCCCCAGAUCAACAAGGCUCUCUCGGAGACUGGGGAGCCUCUGAAUGACCACAUGGACUCGGGGGCUGAUAGGCUGAUCAACGAGCUGGAGUGGUACGGGCUGGCUCUCAAGAACCAUAGGGAUACGGCUGGUCUGCCCAAGUAACUGGGUAUAUACCCUUUGGGGCCACCAGGAUGCUGCUAUCAGACUUACAAGUAGUGUAGGCAACUUUUUAGACAGUCUGGUAAUUUUUAAUUACUAGCUGUCUUACCAAAUUCUGAAGCAAAACUGCUAAAAUUUCAAACCUCCUUGUUUCUGUAUAAUUAUACCUACAAUUUUGAUGACCAGUGACUGUAGUUAUAAAAUAUAAAACGAUGUUCAUUGUGGUGGUGGUUUUUGACGAGAGACAGAGGUGUUGUAUUGUUGUCAGGUGUUCCCCUAUUGCUCUCCCUGUCUGGAGACCACACCCUCUUGCAAGCUGACUCCACCCCCUUCGCUGUUGACAGUA